AUGACCACCGUAUAUUACUCGGACUCGGCACGCGGACACAUUAGUUUGACAAGUCAAGUGGAAAAUCAGGAUCCCGCCAGACUUGAGUAUCUCGCUGAGGGCAACGCGAAUAUUGUUUACACCUUCAAAGAAAUCGCCAACAAUGUGCUCCCCCAUGGCUUCCACCAUAAGCUUUUGCGAUUGAGGAAAGACAAGUCCUUUAUUCAAUCCACAAAGUUCCAAUUUGCGACUUUUCAAGAAGAGUUUGUUCCAUUGUUUCGACCAGAGAACCUUGUAGAACAAACCUUGAUUGCUUUGGAUGAAGCACUUACGAGAAAGCUCAACCAAGAGCUCGAAGAGCACGAGAAUGCGAAUUUUCGAAAGAGGUUGCGACACGGCGAUCGGUUAGCGAUGGACAAGUAUGGCUUGCUAAUGACUGACAUGACUGCUCGUCAUGGCGAGUAUCUUUUCGAAAUCAAGCCUAAGUGGUUACUACAAUCACCCGAUGCCCCUGAUAGCUCGAGAAGAUGCAGAACUUGUGCUCUGAGGCUGCAAAGAGAUCAGGCAGCGGCUCAAGGCGCCAUGAUGCCGAAAUCGGGUGGAUUCUGUCCUCUCAGUUUGGUUGACGACGACAUUCAAGAAAGACAAAGGGCUUUCAAAAGCAUCAUCGAAGCACAGGCUGAUAAUUUGUCUAAUGAUACUGUGGAGACAGUCGUCAAAUUUCUGUCUGAAAAGGGUUAUCAAGUCCUGGAGACUCUGCGCGAGCACCAGGCACGACUCGAUAAGUACGGUCUAUUAAGCUCAAGCGCCGAGGGAGCAUCGGACGAAUACUCAAAAGCAAUGACCCUACGCGACUGUGUAUUGUUUAUCAAAGGCUCACUAGAUGCAUUUGAAGACACAGCAGAUAUUCGUUUAGCAGACCUGGACUUCAAGCAUGCCCAUCCAGACAAGGUAGAAAAGUGGAUGAGUACUGAAAGAACGCUUAUAGAGCAAGGGUGGUACACGAGCACUGAGAUUGACGAAGGAGCCGACUCAACCUGUUUGCUUACUCGAAGGUCGCUUUGA
Molecule: messenger RNA, 1044 nt
Organism: Aureobasidium melanogenum CBS 110374
Lineage: Eukaryota; Fungi; Ascomycota; Dothideomycetes; Dothideales; Saccotheciaceae
Exons: 3
Coding region: 1-1044 (347 amino acids)
Biological process (GO): inositol phosphate biosynthetic process
Cellular component (GO): nucleus
Molecular function (GO): inositol-1,3,4,5,6-pentakisphosphate 2-kinase activity; ATP binding
Source: RefSeq, a predicted model, not a curated record